This is a messenger RNA of Rubroshorea leprosula, 1228 nucleotides long. NCBI's taxonomy places the organism in Eukaryota, Viridiplantae, Streptophyta, Magnoliopsida, Malvales, Dipterocarpaceae. The record is from the annotation of a GenBank genome assembly.
AGUAAAAACGACAUACAACCUGAAGACAUUUGAAUGACAGAAAUGAUGCAUUCUGCUGUUAAGACCUUUAAAUGAAAGAAAAAAAAAAGAACUUUUUAUGAAAAGAAGAAGGAAAAGAAAGGAAGAGAAAAAUGAAUUUUGUAUCAUUCAAUCCUAAAACAAACGAUGAAAAAGAGAUAAUGAAACACUUACCAGGCAAUUUGUGUGGAAGGCGUCCAAAUAAGCAUCGUCCAAAGGCGAAUGCGCGACCCUACUGCUUGCAUCCAAAAACCCAUCAACAAUGCUGCUCACGUUCUCACGUCCAAUCUCUUGUAUCAAUUUCUUUUCAUCUGCUUCAUCACCGGCAUAUGGAUCGUCUGCUUCCUCAGAGUACUUAACAUUGCUUCUGUCCACAACCAUCCCCCUCUCUCCUCUCCCCCGUCCCCUCCCUCUUCCCCUUCCCCUUCCCCUUCCUCUACCCCCUUCUGCUCUUGCUCUCACCAUCCCACCAGCAUCCUCGCCAUCACCUCCACGCGAAAGGAUUCCCAUUGCCUUCUUCACAGCUUCUUCCUGGCUCAACUUAGGCUGAGCUGGGGAUGGGUCUGCGGCAGGUGCAGACCUGGAAGGCUGCUGCCGGACCCGAAUAUGACGGUUUUCUUCCUUGACUUGCACUGCAGGAUCAGGUUGCUUCAAAGGUUUCCAUCGUCCAGCUCCGCGUAAAACUGAGCGUAUGCUAGAGAGGGGAGAUUAGUUUCACUCGACUGAGAGGGUUUCCGCUUCGCCUCUGAUUCAAUGGCCGAAUCAAAACCAUCGACAUCCUUUUUCGGGAUGAAAAUAGGUUGCUUGGAUUGCCCAAGUAGUGACGACUCAUCAGCAGCAGAUGAUUCGCUAGCGACCCGGCCACGACCAGAACCAAUUUGAGACUGCCUGACGUGGGAAACAAAGGAAGAAAAAGAUCGAAGAACUGGGUCAGACGGCCUACCACGGCCGUGACCAAGUCCAACUUGGGUUGGCUGCAGCGAGCCUUGCCCUGACUAAUCCGAUUCGGGUCGAGAAAAAUCAAACUGGGGAGGAGCAGGGGGAGAGCCGCCACCUCGGCCGCGUCCACCGCCGGAAGUGGAGAAGGGGGAUGAUGAUUGGAGUAGAAAAGGGGUUUGGGUCAGCGAUCCAUUCAGCUAUUACUGGAAAAUUGCAAGGAUCUUCCUAGGGUCCGCCCAAUUGGAACCGGUAAGAAAACAAAAAACCAAAC